Messenger RNA from Xenopus laevis (African clawed frog), 5878 nucleotides. RefSeq names its product axin 2 (conductin, axil) L homeolog (gene axin2l.L). The coding region runs from base 684 to 2807 and encodes 707 amino acids. Lineage: Eukaryota; Metazoa; Chordata; Amphibia; Anura; Pipidae. The record is from RefSeq and is a predicted model, not a curated record. Gene Ontology annotation, molecular function: protein kinase binding; molecular adaptor activity; ubiquitin protein ligase binding. The transcript has 12 exons. Gene Ontology annotation, cellular component: plasma membrane; nucleus; beta-catenin destruction complex. Gene Ontology annotation, biological process: cell development; negative regulation of canonical Wnt signaling pathway; regulation of centromeric sister chromatid cohesion.
GCUCUGAUUGGUCCGGCGCCCUUCAAAGGCCUCUUUUUCUUAACCAGAGGGGGGAGUCUGGCUUUAAGAAAGGAAUUCAGAAAUCCCAGGUCCUGGCAGCUGCACGGAAACGGCCGCGGAGAUCAGAUCGCUGGGAAAAAAACAAAAAGAGACAUUUCCGUCGUUGGACCGAACUCAUUUGCCCGCUAUGGCGCUGUAGAGAGAUAUCGACGAAGACGGGCAUUUUUUGGAAGCGGUUUUAUGUCGGAUUCCGAGGGCGCUCGUGUUUAUGGCGCUUCCAGGACGCAGCUCUCAGUGAUCUCCACUGAUGUUUCAUUAAAGCCAUAACACCCCUUUGUUCUUUUGGCUUUGUCCCCAGGGGGAGUGAAAAAGGGCUUUUUGGUUUUGAUUAAAAAAAAAAAAAAAAGUUCAGAGAGAGAAGAGGAGAGAGAGGGAGAGAUCCUUACAGUUCUAACUUACUCAACAACAAGGUGGGAGCUGAUUUUUUUUUUCCCCCUUCUCUGAUAUUUUUUUUUCCUCCCUUUGGAUUUCUUUCUGCCUCCACUCGGAUUUACUCGGAUUUAUUAAAGGGCAGCGAUGAGAGACGAUCACCGGCCGACGGGAUUAUUAUUGUUGUUGUUAUUGGACUUUUAGCGCAGGAGUUGUCGCACAAACAAGGAUAUUUGAAAAGACUCCUGGCAGCCAUGAGUUCUGCUGGAGUACUGACCUGCAUCCCAGACUCUGGGCCUAUCUUCAGGGAAACUUCUUUGCGUCCACCUGUUCCAGGCCAGGAGACUAACAACUUCAAGCCCGAAAAGUUCACCAUGGAUUCUCAGCACUUAAAACACAAGGAAGAUUUUAACCGUGAAGCUGAAGGUUGCGUUGCCCAUGAUUCCCGCUUCUCCAGAUGGGGCAGGUCUCUAAAUCUUCUACUUGAUGACCAGGAUGGAGCAACGCUUUUCCGCAUGUACUUGGAAGGGGAAGGUCUUGGGGAUCUUUUAACUUUCUGGUUUGCUUGCAAUGGAUUUAGGGCUAUGGACCCAUUAGAACCCAAAACAUCAAAAACAGCUAAAGCCAUAUAUCGCUGGUAUGUACAAAAUAGCUCAGCCGUUUCUGGUCGCUUAAAGCCAACCACCCGCACCCAAGUGAAGGAGUGUGUGAAGAACCAGCAGUUGAAUAAGACUGUGUUCGACCAGGCCCAGCAAGAGAUACAAAGGGCAAUGGAGCAGGAGGCAUUUACCUCUUUUUUGCAGUCUGAUAUAUGCAAGGAGUAUGCUCGUGGUGUUGAAGACAGUCCAACUCCAGAAAGUCCAGGGCCAGGGCUUCCAACAUUGACUGAGGAUGAAGAGUUUGGAGGGUUACACCAUUUUUCUUCUGGUAUGGGGAAAAUAAAUCGUGCCUUCAGUCGGAUCCCUCCUAGAAACCAAAGGUCUCAUUUUCGGAAAUUGGAGCAGACCUAUCAGUACUUUGCCCCUGCAGCCAGUAUCAACGACAGCGAGAUAUCCAGCGAUGCCCUGACAGAAGACAGUAUGUCCAUGACAGAUGGGAGUGUAGAUGGAAUUCCACCGUAUCGUUCAAAAAAGCAGAGGGAGAUCCACCGGAGCGUCAGUGCCAAUGGAAAAGUGUCUUUGCCUUUUGUUCCAAGGACUAUGCGCCCACCAGCAGAGAUGAUGCCCACGAGUCCAGCAGAGUUUGCAGCCAAGCUGACAAUAGCUUUGGAGAAAGUAAAGAAACAGAGGGACGCUGAAGAGAAGCUGGAAGAAAAGUUGCAGAGGUUAAAAGAGGAAGAAGAAAUAGCCGACUAUGACAUCCCAUCAUCCAGUCACGAGACAGUACCUGGGGCUGCUUUAGAGGAUGAUCCACAGUCUAUCCUUGAUGACCACGUAUCUAGAGUUUUGAAAACGCCAGCAAAUCUGUCGCCAAGAUCACAGUCCCCUUUUGUUCAAAGAAAAGGCAAAUUUCAACCAGCUUUCUCGAAAGGGCAGACUUCAACAUCUUGUCACUUGCGUCCCAAAGUUCCUCAGGGUAUGGAAGCGACUUCCACAUUGGCGUCAGAACACCGAAGCUCUGUAAGCAGCCAACUCCCAAGAAGCUCCAGAAAGCCAGAAGGUUGCACACAGCCCCACAGACCAGAGGAAGGAACCUCAGCGGCCGUGCUGACCACUCCUCUCUCUCCAGAGCAGGAAGCAGAGCGCAACCACAGUGUCUUGCAAUGGGUUCUAGAUAGCGCAAAGUUAAUGAAAAAGCAUCACCGAGAAACAACUGCCAGUGUCACUCCCUGCCCUGAACUAAAGAAGGCCACACACCGUGCAGCAUCCCAACCAGCACAUUUGUUCCUGCAAGAUACUUCCAUGCCACCACUUACAGCUCCCAACACUCUGGAUCAACUGGAAGAGGCCAGGAGACGUCUUGUAGAAGAUAAGAGAGUUCCCAAACUUCACAAGUCCAGGUGUGUUCAGUCUGCCACGCUGAAAGAAAAAGGCAAAACAGCGGAAAGUGUGCCAUCGUCUGGCUUCUCUACUCUAAAGCUUUCAGAAGAGCAAAAGACAGCCAAGAAACCAAGUUCUGAGUGUCCGGGUCAAGGACUUGCCAUUGUUUACUACUUCUGUGGUGAAAGGAUACCUUACAUGAUCCGUACUAAGGAGCCAAGCUUGACUCUACAGGAGUUCAAAGAGCUGUUGAGCAAGAAAGGAAGUUACAAGUAUUAUUUCAAAAAGGAGAGCCAUGAGUUUGAAUGCAAUGCGGUUUUCCAAGAGGUCUCUGAAGAAGAUGCUGUAUUACCUUUGUUUGAGGAAAAGAUUAUCUGCAAAGUGGAAAGAGCAUGUUGACCAUGAUGUGGAGCGGAGUUAUUUGCUUCUGUCUAAAAAGUCCAUAUGGGGUCAUAGAGCCAAGAAUGGAGGUCAUUGACUUCAGAGUGCUCUGACCUUGGCCCAUACUUGGAAGAGGGUAUGUCCAUUCUUGGAGAAGGCAAAUCCAAAUGGUAGUUCCUUUUAAAUUAAAGGAAUCAUAAGAGCAACAUUAGGAUCCAAGAGGAGCCGAUGGACUACCCAUGACCGAAUCUGAAGGAAAGGACGGGUGAAAUUGAUAUUUCUCAGAAAGCAGAGGAAUUAUUGCUUACGUUCGAUGGAAGUAGAUCUUUCCACAAUGUCACGUAACUGAUGUUUCAAAGGAUGUGACUUUGAACUCUUUGUAUCUCUAAAUAGAAAAAAAAAAAACUUCUUUCCGGAUAAGCCACUAUCUCUAAUUUUGGUACAUGAAAUGUACAUUUAUUUUUAUUCUGUGUAUUUAUGCAAAAAAAAACAGAAUGUUUUUGAUCUUUUGGUGAACACGCAAAUCCUUGCCAUCGUUUGGAGAAUGUUCUAUAAUAAUGUUUGAAGAAGAAAUCACCACUAUAGAUGCUAAAAAAAACAAAACAAAAAAAAAAACUGAAUGGUAAUCCGCAGGCUGUCCCUGAGCGCAGUCAGAGAGAUACAGCCUCCUCUUCAAAGUGCUGGAUAUUUGAUAAACAUAAAAAAAGAAGCCAACUCAAGUUUGUCCUGUAUGAAUGCACAUGUACAUCUACAGUAUCCCAAGGACUUCGCAAUGGAUGCUGCAGCUUCAAAGGCAUGGAAAGCAAGUCGGGAGAAAAAAGGCAAGACUUCUAAUUCCAAUGAACUCAGAACAUGAAUAAUUUAUAAAACCUUUUCUGGCUGCAUGAAAUCAUCCCUUUUUUUUUUUUUUUUUUUUAUAUUCCUAUAAAAUUGAACUCAUGGUCAUCAAACUAUGCAAAGAAUUGAAAUGCUGCUCUGAAGUUUCACUGGCUGCAUUAAUGUCGUGUUUGUAAGGUGCAUCACAGCAACGCUUGUCUUGGGUCACAGGGCAGGAAAUGCUAAAUGCUGCCUGGCGGCUCACCCUUUCUGGCAGUCAGAGAUCUAAUUAUAUAUUGAGGUCUGAUAUUUUUAUUUGUUUUUUUUUAUAUAAAUCUAACUUAUUUUAUAAAUAGAUUUUUUUUUUUAAAGUAUCUGGUACUCAAAUUAGGACCUUCAGAUAUAUAUAUAUUUUUAUCUCUGUUCAGUUUUAUAAACAGAGGGGUCCCUUUAAUGAAAGUUUGGGGCCCGAACAUGAAUUGAAAGGCAAAGGACUUGCUGGGACCUCGCUAGCACAAUCUGCACAGGAUGGAUGGAGUCUUAACUCGUUUUCACAGUGGUACUGCUAACUGAACGGACUGUACUGUUUUUAUUUUUUUCCUUUACGGACAUGCAUUAUUUAAGAUUUAUAAUAUAUUUAUCUUUAUACUCUGUUUUAAGGGUGUUCAUUGUCCCUUAUUUUGAAGGGGUUCGUUUUGCCUUUUUGUAGCUGUUGUAAAAAGAACAUGCUUGCUGUUUAAAACGGUGAUGACGGAGGCGUUUUGUGGGUUUGAAUCGGUUGCAUAUUAAAGGGGCUCUAUUAAUGUAUAUAAAAUUAAGGAUUGUGUGCUCAUGGGUCUCCAGAUGUUCUUGAACUAGAAGUUCCCAGCAUCCUACCAACAGAAGAUGGUCUCUCCAUGCAAUGCUGUUGGUUCAUGAACAUCUGGAAGGUUGGUGGUUGCCCAACAGAGUGUGGUACAUGCAAGAUUGGGGGAGCUAAUAUAUGUUUACACUCCAAAAGACUUUAAUAGUGACUUUAUUUGUAAUCGUGUGUUCCUGUUUAAUAUAGGAAUCAUGUUGGUCUCUGUUAGAAUACAGCUUUGCUUGCUUUCCCCUCCCUGUAGACCAGUAAUCCCCAACCAGUAGCGCGUGAGCAACAUGUUCCUCACCAACCCUUUAGGAUGUUGCUCCCAGUGGCCUCAAAGCAGGUGCUUAUUUUUGAAUUCCUGGCUUGGAGGCACAUUUUAUAGUGUACUGCCAAAGAGAGCCUCCUGUAGGCUGAAAGUCCACAUACAGGCUACCAAAUAGCCAAUUACAUCCCCUUUUUGGCACCCCAGGAACUUUUUGCAUGCCUGUGUUGCUCCCCUUCUCUUUAUUUUUGAAUGUAUCUCACGGGUAAAAAAAAAGGUCGGGCACCACUGCUGUAGACCAUACACUGUUCUGUCCUCAUGUGCCCCUCUAGCCAUCUCUAUGGUGAUAUUCUAUUUCCAAUGGCAGUGGCAUGUUCCCCCUUAAUUCAGGACUAGAGGUAAUGGGAAUCUUUGACAGUGAUGGAAACAGUCUCCAGCCUUUAAUUGUCCCCUAGUCCAGCGUGAAGGGGGAACAGAAAACCAGCCAAAGGAUAGUAUGAAGGCCAUGCUGGCAGUUGGAGGUGGCUGUGAGAAGGAGAAGGCAUCAUCUAAAGAAAAACUGUAUUUUAGUAGAAAACCAACCAGAUUCCUUUUAUUUGAAACUUGUCUGAGUCCCUUAAAGCCCUAGCAAUGAUGUUAUUGGUGCUGACUAUUAAAGAGAAUGUAGCAUUGACUGCAGGCUUGGCCAACAUCUGACCAAAGGCAGUCUUGCUGAGAACCCAGGUGUAGGCACAAGGAUGGAGUUUUUGUACGAACACAACCCAAUAUGCUACUUGUGAGCUGUGGUGGAACCAAACUUUAGGGUGGGCCCCAAGUGCCUAAUCCCCUCCCCUAGGCCACCAUAGAUUGUAACACACAGAUGGUCUAUUCCUAUCGUAGUUUCUGAUAUUACCACUGCUGGGGCAGCUGCUGACAUAAAUGUCUAACUGGAAUAAAUCUGUUAAAUAUUGUACAAACCGCUGUAUCACAAAAGCAAGAAAGCGUUCCCCAUGAUAAAGCCCCCCUCUCUUUGCAGUCUUCCCAUGAUGGGUAUUCUUUAUAUUCUAAGGGGCAGUUGCAUGUGUGACAGUUGCUUUCUUGGGGCUGUAGGGGUCUGUCUGGCUGCAAUUGCCCUAAAUAGGUGUAAAUGUUACCCUAUAGCCAAUAAAACACAGAACCAAGUAA